ACAAAAGCUCGCGGGCCGGGAAAUAGGAGACAAUUGAAGGGGGCUUUACAUUUUUACGCUCAUCACCAAUCACCAUUCUUGUAGACGGUCGAACUAAAUCUUUGUCUCUUAAGGCUUUAGAUUUCAGACCCAAAUCUCUUUCGCUUUUGAUUUCUUUGGCGAAUUUAAAAAGGAAAUGGACCCGAAUUCAGUGAAAUCGACUCUUUCCAAUUUGGCUUUUGGGAAUGUAAUGGCUGCUGCAGCCCGCGAUUAUCAGAAGGAAUUGCUGGCUCAAGAGAAGGGCCAAGCAUCCAGCUCUGUUAAUGAAGAAGUAGAUCUGGAUGAAUUAAUGGAUGACCCUGAGCUGGAAAAGUUGCAUGCUGAUAGGAUUGCUGCUCUUAAGAAAGAAGCAGAGAAGCGGCAAGAACUUAAAAUGCAAGGUCAUGGGGAGUACAGGGAGAUAACAGAAGCAGACUUUUUGGGUGAAGUUACUGGCAGUGAAAAAGUGGUUUGUCAUUUCUAUCAUCGAGAGUUCUACCGUUGCAAGAUUAUGGAUAAGCAUUUGAAGUCACUUGCUCCAAAACAUUUUAAGACCAAAUUCAUCAAACUCGAUGCUGAGAAUGCUCCAUUCUUCGUCACGAAGCUAGGAAUUAAAACAUUACCUUGUGUGAUACUAUUCAGGAAAGGAGUAGCAACAGAUAGGCUGGUUGGAUUUCAAGACUUGGGAGGGAAAGAUGAUUUCGCUACAAGGACCCUCGAGAGUUUCCUGGUGAAGAAAGGAAUAAUUGAGGAGAACAAACGAGAAGAAGAGGAUGAUGAUUAUCUUGAAGGCAGUCGUAGGACAGUGAGAUCAUCAGUGAAUCCCGAUUCUGAUUCUGAUUGAAAAAAGUUUGCACCUUGUUUCAACGAAAUCCUAUCCGAAGAAACUUGGAGUAAUGCAAGCUCAGAAGAAAUAUGCACAAGGCAACAAUAGCACGACAUACUUAAUAGCCUGUUGUACUAUUUAUAGCGUUAGUGAGAGGAAUUUGACUUCCCAGAUUAUUAUGACAUAGUGCAGUUAUUUUCUGAUUCCUGAGACUGUGAAUCGCCCAAGCAUUUAUGUAUCAUUAUAAUUCAUUACAGCUGUGUUCUUCUUUGCUCCUGCUGCUUCAAAGAUGAUAUAUUAAUCUAAAAUAAAUGAUCUGAAGUGCUCAGAUCUUGUUUUGCUUCUCUCA
Molecule: messenger RNA, 1193 nt
Organism: Sesamum indicum (sesame)
Lineage: Eukaryota; Viridiplantae; Streptophyta; Magnoliopsida; Lamiales; Pedaliaceae
Gene: PLP3B
Product: thioredoxin domain PLP3B-like protein
Source: RefSeq, a predicted model, not a curated record